Messenger RNA from Desarmillaria tabescens, 858 nucleotides. RefSeq lists its product as uncharacterized. Bases 1 to 600 code for a protein of 199 amino acids. The transcript is spliced from 6 exons. The record is from RefSeq and is a predicted model, not a curated record. Lineage: Eukaryota; Fungi; Basidiomycota; Agaricomycetes; Agaricales; Physalacriaceae.
AUGCCAGAGGGCACGGUGAAUUUUGCGUUUAUCCGAUGCGUUAGUGCGUUCGCUGCGUUUGCGUUCAAUCCACAUGUGUUUGCGUUAAAUUGCAUGCGUUGGAAAAAAUGCGUUGAUGCGUUCGAUGCGUGUGCCUGUGGCCUAACUUCCAAUAAGGCCUCGACAUUGGAAUGUAUCAGGAUAACUGGAAUCCUUGGAAAAUCGGAGGAGAGAAUUGAUAAAGGUGUACGAGAAGUCCUCACAUUUGUUGACAUUGAACAGCCUGGGCCAGAUUUCGAUGAAGAUGAACGGCAGAAAUGGCUCCGAGUAAGAGAAGAAGAAGAAAAUGUGGACAAGAAACUUACAUUGAAUCUGAGUGUCCGAGUAGUCUUGACGCUGAAAAACGCAAAAACGCAUCACAAAAACGCCAAACUCUCCCGGCCCGACGCCAGAUUGGUAGCCUUUCUGGAAAAUCCGCUCAGCAAGCGAGAGAUCAUUAAUGGCCACUUCAAAUCCAUCGUCUGCGAGUCGGAGAGCGAUGGUCUAUCCUAUUUCUUCAGCAGCCGUGUGAUGUGUUUGGACGUGGUAGACGACAUGAAAAAUGAUAGCAGAGUUAGGUGAAAUGACGCCAGUACGGCCGUGGAAUGAAGACGUAUUGUAGUACUAUUUCUUAAGAUACCAGAGUUAUGUCUAGCAUCAGAACCAGUGGCACAAAUUCGGGAGCAAAUCGCCAAAUAAAAUGCCGCCCGAGCAAAGAAGUCGAACCGGAAGGGACACGCGUGGCGCAGAAGAAGUAUUGAGUUUGGUACAGAUUAUGUGUGGGCCGGACGUCAACUCCUAGUACGGAGCAGUGAGUGAAAAAUCGGUGGGAUGAGAAGC